AAAUUUCCCCCCCCAAGCUGCCGGCGACUUCCUCCCUUGAAAAACCGGUAAAGCUUGAUGAUUUUCCGUUAUUUUCUUGUCCAAGAACCUGAUUUGGAACCCAGAAAUCUCUUCCCCCUGCAGGAGCUUCCGGAUCUGCCUUGCUCUGCUUCUUCACCGCCGGCUGCUCUUGCCUUGUGGGGGCGAAUUGCUCGGUUUUUUUUGAAAUUCCCCAAAUUCCAGCCGGCUUCUUCCCCCGCACUGCCGCCGGCCUCCCUCAACCUGGAGUCUGGUUCCUUGCUUGCAAAUUCUGUCGGGGGCUACUGUUCAUGUCGCGAUUACUGUUCUCGGCACUGUUCACGGGUUACUGUUCACACCCCGAGGGCCAACAAUUAACGGGGAUUUAAAUGAUUAGUUUGUGAUAUGAGAACGAUUUUGGAGAUAUUUGAUCAUGUGGAGAUUUAUGGAAAUAGCAUUGUGAUUAGGAAUGAUCCUAAUGAGGAGUUUACCUUGAAUUUGUGAUAGUGGUAUUAAUUCUUGAAAUAUUUUGAUUUGGUUUCCGAUCGUUCUGUCAGUUAGCACUAAGAUUGAGUGCCCGGUUUUAUGCGAGUGAGGAAGUGAAACUGAGGACGGGGAAACCACAGGAAGUGACGAGUUAGAAAGCUAGCCAUUUCGAGAUUGAUAUAGAUUUUAGAAAUAAAUUGUGAUUUUGUAAGCUAGAGUGUAUUUGGAGAUUUAUGGUAUCGGAGAAAUUUUAAAGAUUUGAUCUUUAGAUUUUGAUGGUAUCAGAUUAUGAUAUAAUAAGUUUCGAGCCUUGUG
Messenger RNA from Rubroshorea leprosula, 798 nucleotides. NCBI's taxonomy places the organism in Eukaryota, Viridiplantae, Streptophyta, Magnoliopsida, Malvales, Dipterocarpaceae. The record is from the annotation of a GenBank genome assembly.